GGCGGUCGGUCGUGAGGGGAGAACGGCUGAGGAGAGAGCUGAGUCCUGGCCAUGGCAGUGCAGGACCCCCGGCCCAACCACACCAUCUACAUCAACAACCUGAACGAGAAGAUCAAGAAGGAUGAGCUGAAGAAGUCCCUCUACGCCAUUUUCUCGCAGUUUGGGCAGAUUUUGGACAUUUUAGUGUCUCGCAGUCUCCGCAUGCGGGGCCAGGCCUUUGUCAUCUUCAAGGAGAUGAGCAGCGCCACCAACGCCCUGCGCUCCAUGCAGGGCUUCCCCUUCUACGACAAGCCCAUGCGGAUCCAGUACGCCAAGACGGACUCGGACAUCAUCGCCAAGAUGAAGGGAACGUUCGUGGAGCGGGAGCGGGAUCGGGACCGGGAGCGCAAACGGGACAAGCGCAAAGCCAAGGGGGGAGAGGCCCCUGGCCCCAAAAAGAGCGGGGCUGGAGCGCAGGGGACAACGCAGGGGGCAGUGCCCGGGAUGCCGCCACUGGCGCAGCCACCCCGGAUGUUGCCGCACCUGGGGGGACAACCGCCCUACAUCCCCCCGCCGGGCAUGAUUCCAGCCCCAGGAAUGGCCCCAAAUCCUGGAAUUCCCCCGGGAAUGGCCCCACAGCCUGGAAUGGCGCCGAUCCCUACCCCACAGCCCGUGACUGUCGGAAAACCCCCGAACCACAUCCUGUUCCUGACCAACCUCCCUGAGGAGACCAACGAGCUGAUGCUCUCCAUGCUCUUCAACCAGUUCCCAGGGUUCAAGGAGGUGCGCCUGGUGCCCGGGCGCCACGACAUCGCCUUCGUGGAGUUCGACACAGAGGUGCAGGCGGGCGCUGCCCGUGAGGCCCUGCAGGGCUUCAAGAUCACCCAGAGCAACGCCAUGAAGAUCUCUUUCGCCAAAAAGUGACCCAAAACACCCCAAACCCCACCAAAAUACCCCUAACCCCCCAAAAAAGGGCCUGAAAUACCCCAAGAUCCAAAAAAGCGCCUCCAAACCGCCCCUAAAUACCCAAAACCUGCCCCAAAACACCCCAAAAUCCCAUAGAAACACCCUAAAAUCCCUCAAAACCACCCCAGAACAC
Melozone crissalis (California towhee) is the source of this 1078-nucleotide messenger RNA. RefSeq names its product small nuclear ribonucleoprotein polypeptide A (gene SNRPA). The coding region runs from base 52 to 903 and encodes 283 amino acids. Gene Ontology annotation, cellular component: U1 snRNP. Lineage: Eukaryota; Metazoa; Chordata; Aves; Passeriformes; Passerellidae. Gene Ontology annotation, molecular function: U1 snRNA binding. The transcript is spliced from 7 exons. The record is from RefSeq and is a predicted model, not a curated record. Gene Ontology annotation, biological process: mRNA splicing, via spliceosome.